AUGGCGGACGCCAUGUUAAAGGAAGUGCUGCCCUGCUCCCGCAGGUUGGGUGACAAACCAGCCAAAAAGAAGACUGUCUGGUAUAAAACUGGUCAAGACCCCCUGAUACAUCCGGCCAACGACACCAUCCCAGUGACCAAGUUCAUCCUGCUGGGUUUCGCCUCCAUGGACUGGGAGAGCCGCACUUUCCUCUGUGCCCUUCUCUCCUCUGCCUACACUGGGACACUGGCAGGCAACCUGUGCAUUGUGUGGACCGUGCUGCGGGACUCCCACCUCCAACGCUUGCCCAUGUACAUCCUGCUGGGGAACUUCUCCUGGCUGGAGAUCUCCUAUGUCACAACCACAGUGCCAAAGUUGCUCUCUGACCUGGUGUCCCCCGGCCUCCCCAUCUCUUUCCCUGCCUGCUUUAUGCAGUUCUAUUUCUUCUUGUCCAUGGGGGCUACCGAGUGCCUCUUCCUCGCUGCCAUGGCCUUGGAUAGGUACCUGGCCAUCUGCCACCCCCUGCGCUACCCCGUCCUCAUGUCCUCACACAGCUGUUGGGUGCUGGCCUCCUUCUGCUGGCUUAUCGGCUUCCUGUGGUUCAUAGUGCCUGUUACCCUCAUCUCCCAACUCUCCUUCUGUGGCACCAACACCCUCGAUCAUUUUGUCUGUGACCCAGCCCCAUUGCUGGCUGCUUCCUGCACUCCAGCUCCCCAGGCUGAACAUUCCUGCUAUGCCCUGAGCUCCCUCAUAAUCUUCAUCACCAUCCUCUUCAUCCUGGCAUCCUAUGGGCUAGUCAUCAGAGCUGUGCUGAGGCUGCCAGCUGGGGCUGGGCGGCACAAGGCCUUCUCCACCUGCUCCUCACACCUGGCUGUUGUGGGCCUGUUCUACGGCUCUGGUAUGGUCAACUAUGUCAACCCAGCAGCCUCGGGGGCCAGUGGGAAGGUGGUGACUCUCUUCUACACAGUGGGGACCCCCCUGCUCAACCCACUGAUCUACAGCCUGAGGAACAAGGAGAUGAAGCAGGCUCUGAAGAGGACCCUGCUGGGGGAGCAAUUAGUGGAAAAGGAAACCAAAGAGAAUUCUAGUUUAAACUUUAUGGACAAAAAUAGAACUAGAAAUGUUUUAGUACCGUUAUAUAAGGCGCUGGUGAGACCCCACCUGGAAUACUGUGUG
Gopherus flavomarginatus (Mexican gopher tortoise) is the source of this 1155-nucleotide messenger RNA. Its product is annotated as olfactory receptor 11H4-like. The transcript is spliced from 4 exons. Gene Ontology annotation, biological process: G protein-coupled receptor signaling pathway. Gene Ontology annotation, cellular component: membrane. The annotation marks the transcript as partial. Gene Ontology annotation, molecular function: G protein-coupled receptor activity; olfactory receptor activity. The record is from RefSeq and is a predicted model, not a curated record. NCBI's taxonomy places the organism in Eukaryota, Metazoa, Chordata, Testudines, Testudinidae.